AUGACUAUCGAAGACACCUUUACCAUUGACUUUGACAUCCUCUGGCCUCGUUGUGAGUUCAGCUUCGAUCACAAAUACCCUGGCUCCCUUCAGCAUUACAACCUCAUCUUGGACGCCUACUUUGAUGCCCCCGUUCAACAGUACCCGCGCCUGCCCUCGAGUACCUGGUGGCCGAGCGGCAACUUCUCGCACGGCAGUGCGAUCGAGAGCGGCGAGUACAAGAUCCUGUCGAGGGCGCUCCGGACGUAA
Molecule: messenger RNA, 249 nt
Organism: Colletotrichum paranaense
Lineage: Eukaryota; Fungi; Ascomycota; Sordariomycetes; Glomerellales; Glomerellaceae
Exons: 2
Coding region: 1-249 (82 amino acids)
Source: RefSeq, a predicted model, not a curated record